UAUUGGAAAGACUCAAAGUCCUUGGCACUAAAAUCCCAAGGAAGAAAGAUGAAUUAUAAUGCUCUACAAGCAGCUGAAGACUCAUACCAAAGUGAAUGGGAAAAUCAAAGUGAAGACCCAGAUGAUGAAGAGUUGUCUUUUAUCUCAAGCAAAAUCCAUCACAUAGGGAACAACAGAAAAAAUCCUUUACCAAAAGAGAUUUUAGAUAGUCCCAAAAUAGGAAAGAAUGAAGUGAAAAACUAGAAAAAAGAAGCUCAUAUGAUAUGAAUGCAAGGAACCAUUUCAUUUCAAAUAAGAAAGGGAUAUCCUAGAGGAAAAACUUCAGAUGACUCUGAUGAAUCAUCUGAUGAAGAUGAUGAACAUGCAAAGAUGACUCUAAUGGAAGAUACUCACUCUGGUUCUGACUCUAACUCUGAUUCUACUAAUGAAGAAAUUAAGAUAUCCUUAGCAAAAAAGUUGAAACACCAAUCAUGGUACCUGGAUAGUGGACACUCACGACACAUGACAGAAGAAAAGUCAAUGUUCCAAGACCUGACCCUCAAGAACGGAGGAUUUGGAGGUGAUCAAAAAGGUAAGAUCAUUGGACAUGACAUAAUAGGUAAUGGUUCUCUUUCCUCGAUUAAGAAUGUUUUAUUAGUAAAAGGACUAAUGCAUAAUCUACAUAACAUAAGUCAAUUGAGCGACAUUGGUUAUGAUGUAGUCUUCUUAUUUGUGCAUACCCUUAAAGCGGAGGUUAAAGGUAAGCAUUAUGUAUUCGUUGACUCUGGUCUAGAUGGAGUUGGGUACAUGUUUUAUGAUUCUAUUGUGAAGAAACUUGUCAAAAGUUGUGAUGCCAAAUUUUUAGAAGACUAA
Molecule: messenger RNA, 852 nt
Organism: Cicer arietinum (chickpea)
Lineage: Eukaryota; Viridiplantae; Streptophyta; Magnoliopsida; Fabales; Fabaceae
Source: RefSeq, a predicted model, not a curated record